AUGAGAAACACUUGGUUGUCGCCCCGGAGUGCAAUUUUGGAAUACUGGACAACGGUCAUUGUAUGUCUUUUUUGGAUUCAGUGUUCUUGCGGAAUGCCUCAUGUCAUACGAAUAGGUGGGAUUUUUGAACAAACAGAUGGACCGGUCCCACUCGUCAGUUCGGAGGAGUUGGCUUUUAAAUUUGCCGUUAACAAUAUCAACAGAAACAGGACAUUAUUGCCAAAUACAACUUUAACAUAUGACAUACAAAGGAUAAAUAUCUAUGACAGCUUUGAAGCAUCAAGAAAAGCAUGUGACCAACUGUCUUUAGGUGUCGUCGCCAUAUUUGGGCCGUCACACAGCUCAUCCUCGAACGCCGUGCAGUCUAUCUGCAAUGCUCUGGAGGUGCCUCACAUCCAGGUUCGGUGGAAACACCACCCAAUGGACAACAGGGACACAUUUUAUGCCAACCUGUACCCGGAUUACUCCUCCCUCAGCUAUGCCAUCCUGGAUCUCGUGCAGUUCCUCAAAUGGAAGACAGCUACCGUCGUGUACGAUGACAGCACAGGUCUGAUAAGAUUACAGGAGCUGAUCAUGGCUCCAUCGAGGUACAACAUCAGGCUAAAGAUCCGUCAGUUGCCUCUCGAUACUACAGAUGCCAGGCCUCUGCUGAAAGAGAUGAAACGCAGCCGAGAGUUUCGCAUCAUCUUCGACUGUAGCCACAUCAUGGCAGCUCAGAUCCUCAAACAGGCCCAGAUGAUGGGAAUGAUGACAGAGUACUACCACUACAUAUUCACCACUCUGGAUCUCAUGGCCAUUAAUUUGGAGCCAUACCGUUUCUGUGGUGUUAAUAUGACCGGUUUUCGGAUCCUCAAUGUGGACAACCCUCAAGUGGCCUCCAUUGUAGAAAGGUGGUCUAUGGAGAAGCAGAUUCCUCCUAAGCCCGAUUCGGGGCUCCUGGAAGGAAUCAUGACGACAGAUGCUGCUCUUACGUAUGACGCGGUCCACAUCGUGUCUGUCUCCUACCAGCACGCGCCGCAAAUGACAGUUAACUCACUGCAGUGCCACCGCCACAAGCCCUGGAGGUUCGGCGGGCGCUUCAUGAGUUUCAUUAAGGAGUCUCACUGGGACGGCCUCACAGGACGACUGUCCUUUAACAGAACCACGGGUCUGCGGACUGACUUUGACCUGGACAUCGUGAGCCUGAAGGAAGAUGGCCUGGAGAAGGUUGGGAAGUGGAGUGCGUCCGGAGGUCUGAACAUCACAGAGGUCCCCAAGCGGAAUGGGAUGAACAUCACUGAUUCGCUCUCCAACCGCUCCCUGGUCAUCACCACAAUCCUGGAGGAGCCAUAUGUCAUGCUUAAGAAAUCUGACAAGGCGCUCGUCGGCAACGAGCGCUUUGAGGGUUUCUGCAUCGACCUGCUGAAGGAGCUGGCCAACGUCCUCGGCUUCUCCUACGAGAUCCGUUUGGUUCCGGAUGGCAAGUACGGAUCGCAGGAUGAUAAAGGCCAGUGGAACGGCAUGAUCAGGGAGCUGAUGGAGCAUAGAGCAGAUUUAGCUGUGGCUCCCCUGACCAUAACCUUCAUGAGAGAGAAAGUAAUCGACUUCUCCAAGCCCUUCCUCAGCACUGGAAUCAGCAUUCUCUACCGCAAACCCAACAGCACCAACAAUGGAUUCUUUUCUUUUCUAAACCCUAUGACACCUGACAUUUGGGUCUACAUUCUACUCGCCUACCUGGGCGUAAGCUGUGUGCUGUUUGUCAUUGCCAGAUUCAGUCCCUACGAAUGGUACGAUGCCCAUCCGUGCAACCCUGGCUCAGACGUGGUGGAGAACAACUUCACGCUUCUCAACAGCUUCUGGUUUGGAGUGGGUUCCCUCAUGCAACAAGGUUCGGAGCUGAUGCCUAAAGCUCUCUCUACCCGGAUCAUUGGAGGCAUCUGGUGGUUUUUUACCCUCAUCAUCAUCUCCUCCUACACGGCCAACCUCGCUGCCUUCCUCACCGUGGAGAGGAUGGACUCCCCAGUGGACUCAGCUGACGACCUUGCCAAGCAGACCAAGAUAGAAUAUGGAGUUGUGAAAGACGGUGCCACAAUGACUUUCUUCAAGAAAUCCAGGGUCUCCACUUUUGAGAAGAUGUGGGCCUUCAUGAGCAGUAAGCAAAGCACAUCGCUUGUUAAAUCCAUAGAGGAUGGGAUCCAGAGGGUCCUAAAGUCUGAUUACGCCUUACUCACCGAAUCUACCACGAUAGAGUAUGUGACUCGCAGGAACUGUAAUCUUACACAAGUUGGAAGUAAUAUCGACAGCAAAGGCUAUGGAAUUGGCACUCCAAAAGGCUCACCUUACCGGGACAAGGUGACCAUAGCUAUCCUGAGCAUUCUGGAGGAUGGGCGUUUGCACGUACUGAAGGAAAAGUGGUGGAGUGGGAGCAUUUGUCAGGAGGAUGAGCGUUAUGAGACGGGUCCUAUGGGCAUCCAGAACCUUGGUGGUAUCUUCAUUGUGCUGGCCUCUGGAUUAGUGUUGUCCGUGUUCGUGGCUAUAGGAGAGUUCAUCUAUAAGCUGCGUAAAACGGCAGAACGCGAACAGGUCUUUCUGCAGUGCGGUGGUGGACGAGAUCAGACUGUCGUUCACUUGCGAGAGGCGGGUGAAACACAAGCCCCAGCCGCCGGUCAUGGUGAAGACGGACGCGGUGAUCAACAUGCACACCUUCAACGACCGGCGACUGCCGGGCAAGGACAACAUGAGCUGCAACACCGCGAUGACGCCCGUAUUUCCAUGACGUGCCUGGGGGACGGGCACCUGAGGCAUGUUCCGGGCCCCGUAUCCGACACCAGGGAUUAUGGUUCCGAGAUGAUCACGGCAUUCACCAUCAACAGAAGAGACAUCCGAAACCAAACAGUCAAUCAAAACGGCGGCAGCAGCAACCCAGGUAGUGACCACAUCCUCAAACCAAUGUAUCCCACUAGAGAGAGAGAGGGAGGAAGAUCCGUGUCCUUCCUGUAA
Molecule: messenger RNA, 2979 nt
Organism: Chanos chanos (milkfish)
Lineage: Eukaryota; Metazoa; Chordata; Actinopteri; Gonorynchiformes; Chanidae
Gene: grik3
Product: glutamate ionotropic receptor kainate type subunit 3
Exons: 16
Coding region: 1-2979 (992 amino acids)
Biological process (GO): monoatomic ion transport
Cellular component (GO): membrane
Molecular function (GO): ligand-gated monoatomic ion channel activity; signaling receptor activity
Source: RefSeq, a predicted model, not a curated record